CUGACAUCACGGGCAGGCGAGGCGCGGCCGCCGAGCUGCGGCGCUCCGGGCCGCGGCCAUGCCCAAGCGGGGCUGCCCCUUCGCGGACGCGGCCCCGCUGCAGCUUAAGGUGCGUGUGGGCCGGAGGGAGCUGAGUCGCGGCGUGUGCGCCGAGCGCCUCACGCGGGAGAUCUUCGAGAAGACCACGCGGCUUCUGUUCCGCGGGGCGCAGGCCUGCAUGGACCCUGCGUGGGAGGAAGGCUGCGCCGUCGUCGUCGCACCCGAGUCCCCGACGCCUGGCGCCGCAGAGGCCCCGCGGGCCGCGCGUGGGCAGAUGCUGAUCGGGCCCGACGGCCGCCUGACCAGGAGUCGAGCCCAGGCCUCCGAGGCGGACCCGGCCGGAGCCUGCUCGUCGUGCGUGCGGGCCGUGGACGGCAAGGCGGCGUGCAGCCAGUGUGAGCGGGCCCUGUGCGGGCACUGCGUGCGCACCUGCUGCGGCUGUGGGGCAGUGGCCUGCGCCCUGUGCGCCCUCGUGGACUGCAGUGACCUUCACGAGAAAGUGCUGUGCGCCAGCUGCGCCAUGUUCGAAUCCUGAGGCCGGGAGGGACGGCAGCCUUGCCUGGAUGACCUCACCUCUCCACCAUCGAUGCUGAGGAACUGUGGGGGGGGGGGGGGCGGACGCCUUUUUAUUUUGUAUUUUGUGCUCCUGACGACAGAAGAGAAUAAAGCCUUUAUAUUUG
Molecule: messenger RNA, 719 nt
Organism: Hippopotamus amphibius kiboko
Lineage: Eukaryota; Metazoa; Chordata; Mammalia; Artiodactyla; Hippopotamidae
Gene: SIVA1
Product: SIVA1 apoptosis inducing factor
Exons: 4
Coding region: 59-574 (171 amino acids)
Biological process (GO): extrinsic apoptotic signaling pathway
Molecular function (GO): CD27 receptor binding
Source: RefSeq, a predicted model, not a curated record